This is a messenger RNA of Henningerozyma blattae CBS 6284, 1116 nucleotides long. RefSeq names its product guanine nucleotide exchange factor GET3 (gene GET3). The transcript has a single exon. The coding region runs from base 1 to 1116 and encodes 371 amino acids. The record is from RefSeq and is a predicted model, not a curated record. NCBI's taxonomy places the organism in Eukaryota, Fungi, Ascomycota, Saccharomycetes, Saccharomycetales, Saccharomycetaceae. Gene Ontology annotation, cellular component: GET complex. Gene Ontology annotation, molecular function: ATP hydrolysis activity; ATP binding. Gene Ontology annotation, biological process: post-translational protein targeting to endoplasmic reticulum membrane.
AUGGAUGAUUUUACAGUAGAACCAAACUUAAGCUCCUUAAUUACUUCAUCAACUCACAAGUGGAUUUUCGUUGGUGGUAAAGGUGGUGUUGGUAAAACAACAUCUUCUUGCUCCAUUGCGAUUCAAAUGGCUUUAGCACAGCCAAAUAAACAAUUUUUAUUGAUUUCUACUGAUCCAGCUCAUAAUUUAUCAGAUGCCUUUGGUGAAAAAUUUGGUAAGGAUGCCAGAAAAGUUACAGGUAUGAAUAAUUUGUCAUGUAUGGAAAUUGACCCAUCUGCUGCUUUAAAAGAUAUGAAUGAUAUGGCUGUUUCUACUGGUUCUGAUGACCAAUCUGGAUUAGGUGAUUUAUUACAAGGUGGCGCUUUAGCUGAUUUAACCGGUUCUAUUCCAGGUAUUGAUGAAGCAUUAUCAUUUAUGGAAGUCAUGAAACAUAUUAAAAAUCAAGAACGUAGCGAAGGUGAUGAUUUUGAUACUGUUAUAUUUGAUACUGCACCAACUGGUCAUACUUUAAGAUUUUUACAAUUGCCUACUACCCUAUCUAAAUUAUUGGAAAAAUUUGGUGAAAUUACAAGUAGAUUAGGACCAAUGCUAAAUUCAUUAGCAGGCACUGGUGACGUUGAUAUUGCUAGUAAAUUAAAUGAAUUAAAGCAAAACGUUGAAAAAAUUAGACAACAAUUUACCGAUCCAGAUUUGACUACAUUUGUUUGUGUUUGUAUCAGUGAAUUUUUAUCAUUGUAUGAAACUGAAAGAUUAAUCCAGGAAUUAAUAUCGUAUGAUAUGGAUGUAAAUUCUAUUAUUGUCAAUCAAUUACUAUUUGCUGAAUACGAUGUUGAACACAAUUGUAAAAGAUGUCAAUCAAGAUGGAAAAUGCAGAAGAAGUAUUUGGAACAAAUUGAUGAAUUAUACGAUGAUUUCCAUGUUGUUCAAAUGCCAUUAUGUGCUGGUGAGAUUAGAGGCUUAAAUAACUUAACUAAAUUUUCUCAAUUUUUAAAGAAAGAAUAUGAUCCUGUGGAGAAUGGGCAUAUCAUUUAUGAAUUAGAAGAAAAAAAUAAUUGGCAUAGUUCUGUUUGUGGAAAGUAUUCACUGAAUAUUUACUUCAUAUAUAACCAAUUAUAA